Nematostella vectensis (starlet sea anemone) is the source of this 13188-nucleotide messenger RNA. RefSeq lists its product as uncharacterized. The record is from RefSeq and is a predicted model, not a curated record. Lineage: Eukaryota; Metazoa; Cnidaria; Anthozoa; Actiniaria; Edwardsiidae. Gene Ontology annotation, cellular component: membrane; signaling receptor complex; external side of plasma membrane. Gene Ontology annotation, molecular function: cytokine binding; cytokine receptor activity. Gene Ontology annotation, biological process: cytokine-mediated signaling pathway. The transcript is spliced from 52 exons. Bases 93 to 12542 code for a protein of 4149 amino acids.
AGCACAAGCCCUUUUUGGGACUGUAGCACAAAAGACUUCCUCGCUUUCGUACUCAGCUAUGAUGAUAAGAAAGACUUAAUCAGUGAUAUAAAAUGCGUGAAAUCAUCUUGAGCAACGUGGUCACCGUUGUGGUUUUGUUGAUUCUGAUCGGCCAAAGCACCAUAUAUUGCCUGCAAAAUCCUUUAUGCCCGUCAGAAUGUUCGCAGCCACUUGGUAUGGAAGAUGGCCGGAUACCAGAUUACGCUAUCACUACACCGAGAGCACACAGCCAGAAAUUGGAUACCUCACGCAGUCGUCUUAACACACGAAAGACUACAUUACAACAGACCAAAUUUGGCGGCGCGUGGUGCACUCCAAAUAAUAAUGAAGGGCAUUGGCUGCAAAUUGACUUGGGGUCCAUGAAGAUUAUAACGAAGGUUGCUACUCAGGGUCGCUAUGAUUACCAUCAAUAUGUGAAAAAUUUCACUAUUAGUUAUAGCCGUGAUUUAGCUCGGUGGAGUGCGUACUCUGAGAACGGCGAGGCAAAGAUUUUCAGUGGUAAUAUUGACAACCUGUCGGUAAAAGAGAAUCUCCUGCUUCCCCAUGUGGUUGCUCGCGGUAUCAGGUUUUAUCCUAAGGAUUUCUACGCCUGGAAGUGCAUGAGAGUCGAGGUGUAUGGCUGUGACUGUGCCCGAGAGUGUCCAGACUCGCUUGGCAUGGAGGACGGGCGAAUUCCGGACAGGGCCAUGACAUCUUCCAGUGCUUACUCCUCGAUACACUCAGCUCCGCAAAGCCGACUCCACGGGCCAUGGUCCUGGACAGCAGCCACGUCAUCAGAAGACCAGUGGCUACAGAUAGACCUCCAAGAGAUGGCUACUUUAACAGGCGUGGCUACUCAGGGGCAGCACACGUAUGAUAACUGGGUGGAGUCAUACACGCUCAGCACUAGUGACAGCUCCACCGACUGGGUUAUCCACCGCAAUCCCGAUGCCACACCCAAAGUAUUUCAAGCAAAUAGUGACAGGUCAACCGUUGUGACGAAUGAUCUUCUCCCAAACAUAGAAUCCCGAUACAUACGAAUUCAACCGAAGUCUUGGAACGGUCACAUCAGUAUGAGAGUAGAGCUCUAUGGAUAUAAAUGCGACUGCAAUAGAACAAGUUAUGUUAAUAAGGAUUGGUUGUUUCCUGCAUCGGCAAUGGGCUUUGCCAUGACGAAUAUUCCUAGUCAGUCUUUAACAGCGAUGACUGCUUGCUUCUGGUACAAUUCCUCCUCAACCUCCUCAGCUCAAACGCAUGUGUCCUUUUUUGGCUCGCAGACAGGAGUCUAUUAUGGGAAUCCUUUCUUUAUUAUGACCGAUACCAGAAAUGGAAAGAACAACAUCAUGGUAGCAGUGUUGCAACCCGUGGGGGGAGUGAAAUUAGAAGUCAUUGCACCCCAGUCACUUCACUCUGGUGACUGGCAUCACAUAUGUGUCACGUGGCAAGGUACAAAUGGUACCAUCGAGGUCUUUAUGGACGGUGUGAAAUUCGCUUCUGAUUCUCGAUCGAUAUGGAUUGGAUCCCUUACUGAAGACUAUUUGGUGGUGUUCGGCCAGGAGCAGGAUGCUAGAGGGGGUGGAUUCGAUGUUUACCAGAAGUUUCUUGGACGGAUGAGCCGUAUUAAUAUAUGGAAUUACACUCUGUCGCAAAGCACCAUUCAAGAGAUGUCAACCAAGUGCUCUACUUGCUUGGAGGGAAACCUCAUUGCUUGGAAAAACGUGCUGGGGAAGACCCACAGUGGAGCAUUGAUUCUGCCAAGCUCAUGCCCUCUCGCAAAAGGUCGAGAUUGCCUUAGUCUCGUCCAUCAAGGACAUAAGAUAAGCGGUUAUUAUAUGCUAGACCCUAGAGGUGAAGGAAAGUACUUCACUGGACUCUGUGACCAGCAGACUAACAGUGGUGGUUGGCUUGUUGUACACAGGCGUUUUGAUGGGUCCGUUGAUUUUUACGAGAGUAUGUCUAGGUAUCGGAGUGGAUUUGGCGAGGCGUAUGGGGAGUUCUGGCUCGGACUCGAAAAGAUGUCAGCAUCUAAACAAACUCAAAUGCUGCUGGUUGAGUUACGGAAUAACGAGAACGAUUACGCUUAUUCUCUUUAUGAUAACGCCUUUCUUGAGCCAAAGUCCCCUUUUAGACUGUAUUUGGGCUUUGCUGGUUUUCAAGGUACUGCGGGGGAAUCCUUGAGCUACCUCGACAAGAAACCCUUUAAAACCAAAGACGAGAGUACUGAACUUUGCCUUAUAACUAAGAAAACGCCUGGCUGGUUUGGACGGGAAACGCUUUGUAACGAAGCUACAAGUAACUUAAAUGGAGAGUACCAUCACCGAUAUUCCAGCGUUACUCUCGGAUACGUGGGCAUGUACUGGCAGAAGUGGCAAGGUGUUACCAAGUCACUCAAGGAAGCUUCGAUGAAAAUAAGACCGAGAUACGGGGACCAGGAUUACGCCUUGUCGUUUCGUGGUAGCGGUUCUGAAGACUACAUACUUUACCCUAAAGUCAAGGGAUUCGCGGAAUUCUACGUGUGUACCUUUAUCAAGUCGCCACUCAGGCCGAGACGACAAGGGCUGUUUGGGAUGUUUAGUGGAUCCAGCUUUAUCUCGAUGUCCUUUGCCAACAAUAAUUUUUUUUAUUUUGGAAUCAAUGACGCAGUCGUAACGAUAGACCUCCCAUCACCCGUCAUCAGUGAGACGGAAUGGAACCAAAUCUGUUUUACUUGGUCGUCAGCAAAUGGCAGUUGGGCAUUUUCAGUUAACGGCCCUACACUCAAGCAAGGACAAGCGUUUAAAGCGGGCACCAAGAUACCAGAUGGUGCUUUAAUGAUCGGCCAAAUUCCAGACCAGCAGGGCAAACCAAUAGCGCAGGGCGCUUUCGAGGGUUCAUUGACCCUUUUUGAUGUCAAUGCCAAAUGGCUAAGUUCAGGUAGAGCCGGCGGUUGUGAAGAUGGCGCUACUUCUCUUCUGUCGUGGUAUCACGCCCAUUUAUGGGUACAUGGUGAUGUCAGGAAAACUACCGUCUUCAUGUGCGACUCGCACAAAGUACAACAUCAAUGGAGACUCAAACGGGAUGGUAGCAAGAAUAUUGAGUACAUAGGAACAAAAGGAGCUCAUAUCGUGCAGACAACGGCAAGCCGAGAACUAAACAGCAUGGCUACUGAUAACAAGCAAGCCUUUGACUUUGGAUCCUUUGAUGAAACUUGCAUAGAGAAAUCCAGCAUGUGUAACAAAGGCUUCACGGCGUCCCUGUGGAUGAAAUAUCGAGAAUACUUCCAUUCACGAAUCCUUAGUAACAAGAUGGAGGAGACAAGAGAAUUGAUGGAUAUGCUUCAAACAAGCAUGGAAGAGAAUUCUGUCUGGAUACGAUGCUAUCUUGCUUCAACUGCGAUGAAACCAGUAUCCGAGUUCCAUAGUCUGUGCAAGUGGGGUUCCGUGACGCUAGUGAUCGUGAAAGUUAACGAAUACAUAUUUGGGGGAGUUCUAGACGUACCCUGGGCAGCAAGAACAUCGGGUGACUCCAUCGACAGCCCGACAGCUUUCCUAUUUAGCUUGAAAGGUCCAAAAGGCUGUUUGCCGUUCAAGAUUUUCCCCAAACAGGAAUUCCGCUCAGAAGCUGCUCGCUUUGAUCUGAAGUCCGGUCCCAUAUUUGGUAGAGACGACCUCCACCUUGGUACCCUGUCUUUUAGCGAUCUCGGUCAAGUGUACAACUUGUCAGGGGUCACGUGUCCCGGCCUUGCCUCGCCCAUGUCACGUGACGACACAAGAAAGCUGCUUGCUGGAACGUACUAUUUUGUUCCAGACGAAAUCGAGAUAUUUUGUUACGCAGGAAAAAGUGAAGGCGGAACCAGGGCAUAUUUGGGGGAACAACAAUUUACCUCUGGCACGAAUGGUCUGAUGCAAUAUACUUUUGAGAAAGAUGCUACCGUGGCACGGUUUGUGCUGAUACUAAUAAGAUGCUGCAGUUCAAGCUGUGUGAACGCCUUUUACAUCGAAUACAGAAAAGAUACAGGCGACGAGUGGAUCACUUAUCCGAACAACCACCAAAAAAGGAUAUACCGUUACACAGGGCUACCCGGUGAGACGAUGUUAAAGAAAUUUGAGCUUUUUCCUCCAAUGGGGCCUGCACGAUACGUGCGUAUCACGGCCACGGAAUGUUAUCCUUAUGGCCAAUGCUGUCUGGAGAUUCAAGCAGCUCGUGAAACAGGAAAUGUCUUACCAAGUUAUAUAUUGGCAUCGAGGGUUCCAAGUAGAUUUGGUUUUGCGUUGUACCACACGAAGGCGAAAGGCAAGCCAGGCGUGUACAUUUUUAUGACUCAGUCAUGGAACAACACCUUAUUUGUGACUGUACCGGCUACGGAAACACCUUAUAUGUGGAAUCACGUGGUCCUGUUUUAUUCUUCGACAAAAGUAAUACUGUACUUAAACGGGAAGCCUCAUGAUCUGUUCUGGAGAGAAGUGACAACGGGCGCCAUUUCACAUGACGCACACUUGCGUAUUGGUGGCGAUGGCUCGGUUGAAGAUAACGACUACCUCAUAACUCUUCCGGCGCUUCAAGUAUUGUGCCUACGUUUCUAUGACUCGCCCGUACCAUAUCAGCAGUUACAAAUGUUAUCAGAGAGAGAUGUUUUCCGACCAGCAGAAGUGCAAAAUGUUGCGCUUCAAACUGCCACUCAGCCAAGUAACAAUGAUGCUGCGUCGAAGGUUAUUUCAGGAAGUCGUCUUGUAGAUAAUACUGAUACCCAAUGCAGCAGAACCUGGACGGUAGCAAACUCCUGGUGGAAAGUCACCCUGAACUCGGCAUUGUUAAUUUCAGAUGUCUUUAUAGUCGUCCCUAAACAGGCUGACUUACGACCUGAAAAUAUUGUAAUCAAAAUCUCCGAAGACAAUGUCGACAGUAACGCGAAGCAAUGCGGAGGGAUUCACUAUAUGAAAGAUGAGUUUAGAAAACGCUUUUUCUGUGAUCCGCCUAUACUAGGGAAGUACGUCUCCAUUCACCAGGCUCCCAUGGCACGUCUGUAUUUAUGCGCCGUAGAAUUACAAGCUCUUAAGCCACCCGGUUACAUGUUUAUCAAGAAUACUCUCUCUACCGAUGGUCCAGUGCGUUACAGCACAGAUUACGUCACCCCAAGAAAAACGUGCCUCUCUUUCGUCUACCAAUUAAAAGGUGUCUACCCUGGACAUCUUAAUGUCUACUCGAGCGGUUUCAAAGGACAGGAGACGUUGCUAUGGCGGCUUGCUGGUAACCGGGGUGAUGGCUGGAAUCGAGGUCAAGUCCCUGUCAAGAAGGAUAUACCGUUUAGGGUUAUAUUUGAGGGAUUAGAGGGCGGAAGAUUUGAUGGUGAGAUAGCCUUUGAUAACAUCAGUCUGACAAGCGACAACAACUGCACACUUGAGCCUGAAGAUGCAGUGCUAAGACUCGCUGGUAUUCAAUCUCGGAUGAUUGACCAUUUGCCAGAAUCACGUGAUCAGAUAGAGCGCAUGUUGUCUGACGCUGGAUUCGGUUGGCGAUACUGGCUACCUUGCUACCGAGCCUUGGAACAUGGAUGGGAUGCUGAAGUCUUUCAUACAAAGUGCGACCUCAAAGGACCCCUUCUUGCUAUAGCACGGAAGUACUCUCACGUUUUUGGCGCUUUUUUCGACACUGGCAUCAACGAUACCGGAGCCUCCAAUAAUUUAGCUGAAGGGCGCCCGACUACUUCGUCCACAAGUGUUUCAGAACAUUCACCUAAACUCGCAGUGGAUGGAAGUAUUGACUCUUUCUUUAGUACGGCGGAUGCAGACCCCAGCCCGUGGUUUAAAGUUGAACUCUUUACAGAGUUUCUUGUUCACAGGAUUUUCAUCCGAAAUAGAAUGGACUGUUGUAGGGAGAGGCUGGAAGGUUUUGAAAUCCGCAUUGGUAGCGAUGUUGAUCAUUUCAACAAUCCUAGAUGUGGAGGCUUGCGCACCAUGAAUCAGAUUGAAAGCGCCACCUUCUAUUGCGCGCCUCCACUGCUCGGGAGGUACGUCAGCGUGAGCAAGAAUACCCCGCAGCUGCACUUCUCCACCAUCAACGUAUUCGGUUACCCUCCAAUGCCAUCUCAGCGAGCUUUCAUAUUUGCGCCCAGCCAAAACAUACCGGAAGCUUAUCAACUCAAGCUUGGUAUCAAAGACAAUAUGACGCAUGUAGCGGCCUUCUACAGUAAAAGCGGUCUCUGGUAUGGUAUGGGUGAUCUGACCAUCGAUUUGAACAAAAAAGUUGUUAUGUCAUCUCUCGGCCAUUCAUACCAGGAGGAGAUCAAUAACAGCGAGUCAAGUAUUUUAGGAGAAUCGUCAAAUGCCUAUAAUGUCAGCGACGUAGAAGUUCUGUUCCUUGGUGACAGCAUGUGUGAUCCACUUUGUUUGAAAGGCGAAUACUGCGAUGAACACCUAGGGAAGUGCGUAUGUGACGAAAGGCAGAGAGAUGUUGAGAUGUGUGCCAAGCGAAGAGAACUCCAAGAGCGACUAGAUGACUUCUGUCUCUCCAACGUGAUGAACUAUACUACUUAUGCACGCUAUGAUAGAGAUCUUUCCAGAGAGACCAAGAAAUGGCAUUGUUAUAGUGAGGAAUCCCUAACUGGGGAUCGGCGGCGAUACAACAUCUCAAAACAGAGCACCUUGUACCAUACAAGGAACAAACUCGACGAGAUCAGUGACGAGUACCCAGAGCUUGCUUUGGACAGAAUACUACAGAGGGCGUCAGCUUAUUGGCCUCUUGAUGAUCCAAAUGACAUCAGGGUGUACCACUUAGGAAGUGCCUGGGGCCACGCUUCCGCUGCUAAACGCAUAAAAGGAAUUAAUAAUUACGCUUUAUCGUUUAAUGGGACUGGGGAUCCGUUAUGGCUGCUCAACAAUCCGAUUGGGCCUGAGAGUAAACAAAAUGUAAAGUGUUUUACGAAUAUCAAAACUUGCACUUCGGGUCUUAAUGUGCUUUUUUGGUUGAGGUAUCGGCAAAAACCUGGCCAAGUGUUCUUCUCGACGAUGUCCGGAGCCAGUGAUCGCGGAAUAAGGGUUUAUCAGACCACUGAGGUCGGCCAACCUCACGUUGCGGUGUCACUGAAGUACGCAACUAAAAGUAUGUCGUAUGCGUUUGCUACCGAGGAGUCUAUAUGGACACAUAUAGCGGUGACAUACCACAUAAGUGACGACGUUAAGAUUUAUCGCAACGGCAAACAAGUAACAUCGUUUCUUUUAGAAAACAUCAUCGAAGAAUUCGUUAGUAAUAUUUCCCCGUCACCUGUAACAAUAGGUGAGGUAGGAUCUGGUCUUCCGGAUGCUGACUUGGAUGAGAUCAUCCUGCUGACAGGCGAGAUCCUGGACAGUACCAUGAUCUCGAAUAUCUACCGAUAUUACCAAGGGAAACCUAAUCUGUACAUCAACUCUUCCAUUGUCCAUAAUGGGAGGGCUUGGGAUGUUGAGCUUCUUUAUAGAAACAGCACCGAAUUUCAGAGAUUUUCGAGACAGCUGAAUGGCGUGGUUGCCAGUGUGUACACUAAUACAUCUGUGAUCAAGAAAAGUGAAAUUACUAGUACUUGGAAUAAAGGUGGAAAGCUGGCUUUUCAAUUUCUCGUUCGUUACCGCAUCUCAAGUUAUUCAUCUGUAGAGCCGUGGUUUAAAAAACUCAAGUCACUUUCCAUUUUUGACGUCACAUCUGUUGUCAACGAUGUGUACAUGACGCCUUUGAAUGUGACGGCUGUCAAUCACACAGCAACGGCAAGCGCUAACCUGAGCGUUUCCUGGUUACCAGACCAGUCACGAGAGCUUGUUCACGGAAUAUUUGCCGGAUACCACGUGACCUAUGAGAAUACCGCUGACAGUAAUGAUAGCGGGAUCGUCAUGUUGGAGAAUGGCAUGGUUUCGUUUGUCCUGGAGUUGACGGGGCUGAGAACAUACAGCGAAUACAAAGUCACUGUACGCGCAGACACUCUAGAGGGCGAUGGGGCACCCUGUGUUACUUAUGUACACACGGACGAUGGAGCCCCUCUAGAAGCGCCAAGCGCGUUCGCAGGUCAUAACAUCUCCUCGACGGCAAUCCGGCUUUCCUGGAAUCCCAUCCCACAGCAAUCACUUCAAGGGCCACUCUUGGAAUACCGCGUACUGGUCCAAUCCUUAAACGGCACCGCAGUCAACCACACGUUCAGCCCUAAUAGCACUAGCGAGGAUCUAGAUUCCCUCACGAAGUUCCAUGAAUACAGAUUUGAGAUUUUCGGAAUCUCUAUCAGGGGGAAACAUGGUCCAUCCGCUGUCAUACACGUCAAGACGGAUGAAGACGUCCCCGUAGCAGCUCCGUCCAACGUUCAUGGACGCGCCCUGAAUUCUACAGCUUUAUUCGUCCAGUGGCAUGUAGUUCCGGUCGCGCAUGUUCUAGGGGUAUUUACAGGAUAUGAGAUAGUGUACAGAACAUCCGAUGGAAGAAGAGAGGGUAGACUUGCUGUACAAGGGCUCUACACGGACAUAACGGGUCUGCCCAAGUUCACGAUUUAUGACGUCAUGGUUUCUGUUUGCAACUCUAAGGGCUGUGGCCCGAGUGGUAACGUCACGCUACGCACCGACGAAGAUCGCCCCACAGCUGCGCCAAGCAUCAAAGAGGGCUAUAACACCAGCUCCAGCAGCUUAGUAUUACGAUGGACGUCUAUACCAUCACACGAGAUAAAUGGUGUUCUUACGGGCUACCUUGUCAAGUUCGCCCCAAAACCUUACACAAAUGAUGUGACAGCGGGUCACAUUGUUGUGACAUGCCCUGAAUUGAACUUGACUGGACUGGACAAAGGACAGCCGUACGAGUUCCAUGUAGCGGCUACUACCUCCGUAGGAUAUGGGCCUUGGAGCGAGUCUGUAGUCGUCACCACUGAUGCUGACAAGCCUGAAGGAGUAGUACGCAACUGCACAUUCAGUAACGUGACCGAGCCCCAUAGUGUGACGUUUGAGUUGCAACCCCUCACCAAGGAGGAGUCCAAUGGCCGCAUCUUAGGAUACACGCUCUAUAUCUACGACAAACUGCGGAAUGAGACUUCUGUAGAGACGGUGAACGGGUCGACGUCACACACGCUCACCGGGCUAUCGCCGUACACGGACUAUGAAGUCCGCAUUGCCGCCUUUACCGCCAAAGGCGAGGGGAACUUGAGCAAGCCUUAUGAAGUGAAGACCGGUGAAAGCGCUCCAAGUAAACCACCUCGUAAUAUCACCGGACAAAACGCCAGCUCCACUAGCCUUGUCAUCAAUUGGGCCACAGUCGACGAGUUGUUCGUGAAUGGGCGAGUGAGAGCAUAUACAGUGAUCUACUGGGAAUCGGCAAAGCCAGAAACAACGAAAAAUAUCACUGUUUGGUUGCAAACUUCGCAGCGGAGACGACGCGCUAUCACAUCGGAUGGAUCAAGCAUUCAAAUCGAUGGGCUAAAGAAAUACACCCAGUACAGUGUCCAAGUACUUGCUGUAACCGUAGACAGCGGAGUCCCAAGCCUCGCAUUCAACAUCACAACUGGAGAAGAUGUGCCAGACCUCCCUCCAUCCAACCUGACAGCGUAUAACACUAGUUCCACCACCAUAAAAGUGAACUGGGGGUCAGUACCACAGGGCGCCCAGAACGGAGUAAUUCUCGGAUACAAAGUGUUCUACAGACACAUAGACAAACUAUCGGAGUAUUACAAUAUCUCAGUAGUGAGUGCGCCUGAAAUGAGCUUGACGGUUCUUGGACUCAAGAAGUAUGGCCUGUACGAGGUGAAAGCGCUGGCAUUCACUAUAAAGGGUGAUGGGAACUUAUCGAGUCCCGUAACUUGCAGGACUGAGGAAGAUGCUCCCGAUGGAAGGCCAGUCAACAUCACAACAGAUAAAGGAACGGGACUAACAAACUUGGCAGUAACAUGGGCUCCGAUGACCACAGAGCUUGAAAACGGUAUAAUCUUGGGCUAUCACGUUAAUGUGUAUGACAUGAGUGGUGUCUUCAAAAGAAACGCUACUGCUCAUGGCGGAGGAACCCAUAGUAUUGAAAUAGGAGGCCUGGAAAUCUGGACAAACUAUACCGUAUCUGUGUGCGCGUUCACAAAGAUCGCAAACGGACCUUGGAGCCCGCGAUACAUGGGGACAACCGACGAACAGGAACCAACAGACGUGCCGUCUAAUCUGACUGCUGUUGCUAUCAACUCCACAUCCAUACACGUACAAUGGAGCGGGAUCAAUACGUCACUAACCCGCGGGAUUCAUCGAGGCUACCGUAUCUACUACCAAGCAUCAGGGACCCCCUUCCCCACCCCUCUGCUGAACGUUACCGUAGGGGAGCGAGAGACUGAAGUGUUCCUGGAGGACCUAUACAAGUUCGUGUGGUACACCAUUUAUGUCGUGGCAUUCACUAAUAAGGAGGGUCUCCGGAGUAAAGUGAUUGAGGUCCGGACAGACGAAGACACUCCCGACAGACCGCCGAUAGACCUUCAGUUCGCACUACCAAGCCCAACCUCCCUCGAUGUGAUGUGGAGCCCAGUCCCUCGCGGGUACGAAAAUGGGGUUAUUUUGGGGUACAAGAUAACGUGCUCGGCAGGGAACCAUACCAUCUCGAAAGACCUGUAUUUUAUGAACACGAUAGCACGGAUAGAAGGAGUCGCGAGCUUCACGGUGUAUAAUGUUACGAUAAGGGCUUAUACGGGCAAAGGCGAUGGCACUGCCUACAGCAAGACGGUGCUCACCGACGAAAAUAAUCCUUGUCGUACGCCACAGCAGUUCCAGGCCGAAAACUACACAAGCACCUCCACACUCCCGGUACACUGGGACCCAGUCCCCUCCUACUGUGUACCAGGGAUCCUCAGAGGCUACCGCGUGCGAUAUCAGCCCGUAUCCACCGGUGAUGUCACUAUCAAGAAAAAUGUGGCUACCAUGGAGGUGGUGGUCGGGCCGACAGAACAAAGCGUUGUGUUGAGGAAUUUGGAGAUUUACACGCGCUAUCGUAUCCAGGUUGCGGGUUUCACGGUCAAGGGAGAUGGACCCUUUGCGAAUACGUUUGGAGAAACAUGCCGCUGCAACAAGCGUCUGUCAACUUCCUGGGCGGCCCUCCAGCCGUACGUCAAUAGAAGCACGUCCGGUAGCAUCUCCGGUAUUAUUCCACACUUCCUGGAAAACAUGGCAGUCGCCUGCUGCACGUCCUGCAAGAGCCAUGGUCAUUCGUACGUGGACUUCCACCAAAAUGGCCGCAACGAGUCAUCGCACGUAAAAUCAGAGAGUGCACUGCGCGCAGUCAUUGACGGUUCGACGGAUUUGGUUUUUCCGAUCGCGGGCUAUCAUCUGCAAGAGGAGUACAAGACAGCGCACGGGUAUACCAGCCUCGUGCAGUCCCCGGGUGUGGUAUUCAUCCUGUCGAUCAACCAGAAAAACGAAGUCGCCAGCCAAAGUGUCUUUAAUGCUGUUACUGAGAACUGGCCGCUUGUCCUCAUCUGCCUUUUGUCGGCGUAUAUCUUGGGCGUUCUGAUGUGGUGUUUGGAUUCUGGUAACAAGGAGUUCCCAAGAUCCUUUAUUCGCGGAUCCAUGGAAGGUUUUUGGUGGUCUUACGUUUCCAUGACAACAGUUGGGUAUGGAGACCGCUGCCCUGCUUCAGUGCCCGCGCGCAUAUUGUCAAUAAUCUGGAUGCUGUCGGGUGUUGUUCUUAUGGGCAUCCUUGUCGGCAGUAUCGCAACCAAUCUUUCAUCCAUCUCCAUGAAUCAAGCGAGCACUAUCUAUGGCCUAAGAGUGGCAGCAAUAAAAAACUCAUUUGAAUAUCGUUUUGGGGUUAGACGAAAUGCAAUCACAGACGUUGGGCGUGAGUACGAAACCUACGAUGAAAUUUACAAAGAUCUGGCCAGCGGUUACGUGGAGGCGGCGCUGAUCGAUGCACUCGCCGCUAGCAGUAGGAAAGACUUGUUCGAAAAACCUUUCAUCCGUUUUCACAAAAUCUACGACAUGUCUUUUGUACGGGGCGUGGUAUCGUCAGGAGACGCAAAGAAGCUCACCAAAUGCUUCCACCGCUACGCCCUUUCACAUGCUCAGGACGUCACUGAUUUGGUUAGGAAUACAGUGAAGCCAUUGGAGAUCCCUCGUGAGCCAUUGGCCACAGAGUUGUCGUCUUCCCUGUUUGACCCCUCCAGCAAGCUAUUCCAGAAUGCACUGUUCUCCUCCCUGAUAAUGCUGGCUGUGCUUAUCGUCUUGGGCUUAUGCUGGGAGGUUAUUUAUAGAAAGUCUCGCAAAAAGAGAUCGGACCAUGAAUCUCCUGGUGCACAAUAUAAGAAGAUUUUACAAGUUGUAAUGAGCUCAGUUGUUGAAGACUUCCACCAGAAUUUAACAAGUACGAUAGAACGACUGAGAGAGCGACACGAUCAAGACAUGAGAAAUUAUAUAGCAAUUCUCAAGAAACAAAGACGGAACGAGAACAAAUACCAAGCUUACGAAAAAAGAGAAGAGGCCGAACUACGACUUGAAAACAUCCGGAAUGGCAGAAUGGACCCGGCUAAAGCGUACAACUACGACAACGCCGGCCAAGACAAGCCUGAUGAAAGCAACGUGUAGAUAACUGUCCCUGUAAAUAACGUAAAUGGCUGCUGUAUUCGAGUGAGAAAAAAUAUUGUCACAGGCGUUCUUACCCGGUCGGUCACCCUGUGGUUGUAAGAGUUGUGACGUCACCAUGCUGCCUCAAUGUCCGAGCACAGGAAACCCGGUAACCCAGGAGAACGCCAGGGGGAGACUGAUUUUGGCACUAAUAGGUUAAAUAAGCAAAUAUUUGGUCAUUCUCUUUCCCAGGGCCUCCCUCUCUUGCCCUUCAGUUGGCAUGAGAAUGAUAUUUAACGAAGUGUAAUAUCACACUGAUGAUAAUUUGUUUAAGAUAUAGAGUAAGUUUGUUUAAGAUAUAGAGUAAGUUUGUUUAAGAUAUAGAGUAAGUUUGUUUAAGAUAUAGAGUAAGUUUGUUUAAGAUAUAGAGUAAGUUAGUUUAAGAUAUAGAGUAAGUUAGUUUAAGAUAUAGAGUAAGUUUGUUUAAGAUAUAGAGCAAGUUUGUUCAAGAUAUAGAGUAAGUUUGUUUAAGAUAUAGAGUAAGUUUGUUUAAGAUAUAGAGUAAGCAAAUGGUCUAGGCAAGCAUGUGAGAGCAUGGCCAUGCACUUUGACUUCUUUUUUGCCAUCUGCAAGCAGCGAGCAUUUUGAAAUAAAAACUUAAAAAUAA